Molecule: messenger RNA, 1605 nt
Organism: Yamadazyma tenuis ATCC 10573
Lineage: Eukaryota; Fungi; Ascomycota; Pichiomycetes; Serinales; Debaryomycetaceae
Source: RefSeq, a predicted model, not a curated record
CAAAAUUCCUAAUCGUUUUUCUUUUCACAGCUAUUUUCCACAGUGGUUCAUUUUGCAAUCUUAAAAUCCACCCACUUUUAUUCCUUCUAAGUACUUGCUUUAAAGCAAAGCGUUACGUUCUAAACCGUGGCAUUUCAACAAUUGCUUCGUUGGCCCCAAAUAUUUGAUUCAACCCAUUAGCCUUGUAAACUACCUACCUCCACCUGUACUAUUAUUUCGUGUAUUAUAUCCUCCAACAUGAUCGGAAACUACCCCAUGCGCCAGGACUACACCUCCUUGGACCACCACCACUGCUCUCCCAAUGACCACUUGCAGCCGGCCUUGGUACAAGUGUGUCCGUCCAUUUACUAUGGAAACUUGAACAGUCUUUCAGAUCGACUGUUUGCUAACCACAACUUCAAAAUCAUCGUCAACUGCUUGCCUACCUAUAAGUUCUUGAACCGUUUGGACCACCAGUCACACGGCGUGUCAUUGUCGUCGGAUGUUAUUGUUCUCUCGUUGGACUUGGGUUUUGAUAUUAACAAGUACUCUGAGCACGAAAAGCAGUUGCUCGACGAGUUCACUAGCACCUACAAUAAGGUGCUUCAGAACUUCAUGAGCUUCUUUGUCACUUAUAACGACAACAUCUCCAACCAUAUCCACGGGUUACCCAACAACUUGAAUUUGAAUUUGCAGCACCCGAUUUUGACGGGUAAUUUGAAGAACAAUCUCUUCAAAUUGAUACGAAUCAUCAAGCUUUUCAAGAUUAUCAACAGCUCGAUUGAAGUGCUUGUGGUGGGGGAGUUUAACGAAAACUGCUCCAAAGCACUUCUCAUUGGAUACUUGAUGGAUAACUAUAAUUACAACCUCAAUGCGUGUUUGCACUACUUGAGUGGCCGUGUGGCCCUCAACUUCAACUCCAACUACUACAACGACUUGCUAAUUCUUGAGAACUUGAAGAAGUUCUACCGAGAAAAUAGUGAUAUCAAGCUGGGUUCGAGUGUGUUGUUCAACAACAAAGAUGGUAAGAGGGCGAGAGAUGAUGACGGGGUGUGUGGUAAGCGGGCAAGAUGGGAAAGUGGGAGGGUUUAGGUUUUGUAUUAAAUGACUGUAUGUAAAAAUAUACUAUUGAACAAUUGAACUAGUGCCUGCGUGGUUUCGUGAAUAUGUGUAGCACCGAGUGUGAUGACCGACUUCUCUACUGAGGUACAGUGAACCCGACCCGGUUGGCUGACUUCUCCACUGUUUCUGACUGGUCCAUCCCGAGUCCCAGGUUGUACCGCUCAAUCAACUCCUGGUACGUCCUUUGUCCGUAGAGGAAAUCACUGACAUUCUUAAAAUGCUGCUGUUGAAUCCGAGUUGGGUUUGGAUUUUCUGCACUGAACUCAGCGAAAAGCUGCUUAAACGCUUCUUCAAACUUUGCCGAUGGUUUCAAAUCAACUUGCAAGUUCUUCAACUGAGCAUCCACCUCUGCGAUGGACCGGUUCUGCUUGAUGAGUUGAAUCUUCUUAUAUUCAAGCAUAGCUUUGUUCUUGGCGAGAUUGGACUUCUCGUGAACCUUGUGGCUUCUUGCCGCUAUCACACGAAGUUCCUUGAUGAUGUUUUUAUAUACGGGUAACAUCGCUU